This is a messenger RNA of Miscanthus lutarioriparius, 3309 nucleotides long. Lineage: Eukaryota; Viridiplantae; Streptophyta; Magnoliopsida; Poales; Poaceae. The record is from the annotation of a GenBank genome assembly.
AUGCGGAGCUCCAUUGCGACCUACCGGGAGAGCCUCUCCCGGCUCGCCGGCGAGGUCGACGACGCCGCGGCCGACGAGGUCCCCGCGCCGCCGCUGGCCCCGGCAGCUAGGGGCGGGGACCUCUCCUCCACGCCGCCGUCGUCGGGGAGGCGCCGACGGUACUCCCGCCCUGGCCCCGGCUCCGAAGCCGCCGAGCCCGACGAGAUUUCUAAAUUGAGGGAUGACAUCCAAAAGCUUCAAGCUUCCGAGGCUGAAAUAAAGGCAUUAUCUUUCAAUUAUGCUGCAAUGUUGAAGGAAAAAGAGGAACAACUGGGAAAACUUCGUGAAGAAAAUGGAUCUCUUAAAAGAAGCUUGGAGAGCUGUAAGGCAGUUUCAGCCAAUUCUAAUGGUACUUUGGAAAGAUCACCCAGAACACAAAGGAAUGCAGUUCAGGAAAAUUCAUUGAAUCUCACCAAGCAGAAUGGAUAUGGCGGUGGUUCUUCUCACGGUACCCAGGCAAAUGGUCUGCAUCCAGUGACAGGGUAUCAGAAGGGAAGUGCAUUGGAGGAAGAGAGAUCAUCCUUGAUUACCAAGCAAGCUAGUCUUGAAAAUGAAAUCAAACAAUUGAAACAGCAGCUCAGCAAUAAUUCCGAGAAAGAAACUGAAACUAAAAGGAGGCUAGAAGAUGAAACCAAGCGGAAUGAAUUUCUUCAGCAGCAACUAAAUGAACUCAAGAUGAACAAAGAGAGGAUAUCAACUAGCAUGGAAGGGCUACACAAGGAACUGAGUGAGAAGAAAUCUGAGUUGAGACGUGUUCAAGAUGACUUAAGCAGAAGGGACAAGGAGCAUAUAGAGAAAGUCAAGCUUGAGGCAGAUCUCAAGAGUAUGAAGAGUACCUCACAAAAAACUGUUGACAGUACAUUUGAUACUAACAAGAUUUCUGACUCGGAAAAGGUUAAGGAAGAGAUGGAUUCUUUGAAAAGAGCAUUACAGGAUGCUUCCCGUGAGAGAGACAAAGCAGUGCAGGAUCUGGCUCGGCUGAAGCAGCAUUUGUUAGAUAAGGAUCUUGAAGACCAAGAAAAGAUGGAUGAAGAUAGUAAACUCAUUGAAGAAUUGCGGGUAGUCUGUGAGCAGCAAAGGGCUCAUAUAAUGCAGUUAGAGAGGGCUUUAAAGACUGCCCUUGGACAGUACUAUGCUGAGAGUGAAGCCAAGGAACGACUUGGAGGUGAUUUAGCUGUUGCUAGGGAAGAACUGUCUAAAUUGUCAGAGUCAUUAAAGGUGGCAAAUCAAACUAUUGAGAUUUCAAGAAGGGAGAAGGAAGAUAUAGCUACCAAACUUUCACAAGCAGAGAGGAUGUUAGUAGAUGGGAAGCGAUCCAUGCAGAAGUUUGAGGAUGACAAUUCAAGAUUGCGGAGAGCACUAGAACAAAGCAUGACAACUGUGAAUAGGAUGUCACUAGAUUCAGAUAACUCCGUUGACAGGCGCAUUGUGAUCAAACUGCUAGUCACCUACUUCCAACGUGAAAUCACAGCAAAGAGGUGUGUUCUGGAUCUCAUGGUCCGCAUGCUUGGCUUCUCCGAGGAAGACAAGCAAAGGAUUGGUUUUGCACAAAAUAAUGCUGGUAAGGGUGUUGUCCGUGGUGUUUUGGGUCUCCCGGGACGCCUAGUCGGAGGAAUUGUUGGUGGAGGUACAUCUGGCAAAUCUACUCAAGCGUCUCAGGAUAGCCAGUCAUUCGCAGACCUAUGGGUGGACUUCCUGCUCAAGGAGACGGAAGAAAGGGAGAAACGGGAAGCCUCAGAAGUUGCAAGGCAAUCGCAGGAAGAGAGCCAUACCGCCACGGGUCCAAUUUCAGCAUGUUGGGCAGGCUACCUUUCCAGUUACACUCAUGUAUGCCUGCAUGGACUUGAGACCUUGAGUACAGUGAUAAUGGGAUGCACCCGGACGUGGCCGCCUACGUCGGGACUCCGGUUCCUGCUGCUCCAUUUCACGCGAACCCGCGCCUCCUGUUCGGACGCCCGCGCCACCUCCGCUUCCCGCACUCGUGCCACCAUCGCCCUCGACUGCGUCAUCUCGGGAGGCCACGUCGCCAUCCCCUUCGACUGCACCGUCCUGAGAGGCCGGACGCCGGAGCAGCUGGUGACCCACGACAGGGCCGUGGCGCUGGUCAGGGAGUUCGCGGACAAGGGGAAGGAGGCUCCAGUUGCAGAAGCGGCUCGCGCUCCUCAACAACGGCGCGGGCCGUUCAUGCCGUUUUACCACUGGGCUGGGCGCCCGAUAUGUAUUAUGAAGGGCCAUGGUGGUUCUGAUGAUGAAAAAUUCCCUCAUUAUAUUUGCGAUUUUGUCUUUCAUAGAAAAUUUAUGGUUUAUGAUAUUUGCUUUUUUGUUUUUUUGGUUGAUGUGGAGGUCGAGGCAGAGGCGCAGCCAUUUUUCAGCGUCAAUUUGGUUUCAUUGCUCUUCGACUUCGCCAACAACUACAGGGGAUCCUACCAGUUGUCCUGCUCAUUCUACUGCUCCUACUCAGGCUACCAGGACGAGCUCCAGUGGGCGUCGGCAUGGCUGUACCGGGCAACCAAGGACAGCAAAUACCUCGACUUCCUGCAGAACAACCAGGGCGGCAGCGCGACCGAGUUCAGCUGGGACAACAAGUAUCCCGGAGCUCAGCUGCUUGCAACACAGGAGUACUUGGGUGGAAGGACAGAGCUGGAAGGCUACAAGAGGGGCCUGGACUCUUUCGUCUGCGCUGUCAUGCCCAACAGAGGCAAUACACAGAUACGCACCACCCCUGGAGGGCUUCUCUUUACCCGCGAUUCUGUCAACCUGCAGUACACAACAACCGCAGCCCUGCUGCUGUCAAUCUACUCAAAGACCCUGACUUCUGUAGGCGACCAAGUAGUCCAGUGCAGCGCCGCAAGCUUCUCUCCAGAUCAGAUCAGUUCAUUCGCAACGUCACAGGUGGAUAACAUCCUGGGAGACAAUCCGAAGGGCAUGUCGUACAUGGUCGGCUUCAGCUCCAAGUUCCCAAGGCACAUUCACCACCGCGGCUCCUCCAUCCCCUCGAUCAAGGCUCUCCCCAGGAAGGUCACCUGCAACGAGGGCUUCUCGUCAUGGUUCCCGACCAGCAACCCCAACCCCAACACCCAUGUCGGCGCCAUCGUUGGCGGAACUGACGGGAACGACCACUUCAGUGACAGCAGGGAGGACUCCACGCACCCCGAGCCAGCAACGUACAUCAACGCAGCAUUUGUGGGUGCCUGCGCUGCUGCCCUGGGGCAGAACCAGCACAAGGAGCCUCUGGACAACAUAGCAUCAGCCCUCAGUGAUAUCAUCUAA